Messenger RNA from Aspergillus fumigatus Af293, 1875 nucleotides. Lineage: Eukaryota; Fungi; Ascomycota; Eurotiomycetes; Eurotiales; Aspergillaceae. The record is from RefSeq and is a predicted model, not a curated record.
AUGUCCUAUGAUAGAGCAAUCGUUAGCCAACUUAGCUCGCUUGCCCUUCACUCCAAGAACAAGAUAAUCGUGGGGGUCGACUAUGGCACCACGUUCACAGAGGGGCACAAAGGAGCGAGCUACGUGAGCUCCAAGGGAAGUGGCUUAAGCGAUAUCAUACUUAUCAGCACCUGGCCCGGACCCUCGAGGGAUACUGAGACCGUCUUCAAGGCGCCGUCCCGGAUUGCAUAUGCCAGUGAAAAUAAUUCACGGGUUACAACAAAUCGCUGGGGUUACCAGGUCGAACCGGGGAUGCUAUCGUACUCAUGGACAAAACUGCUGUUAGACCAGGGCACCCCGCUUACUCAAUAUGAUGAUAGGACUCUUGAAACUGCUUCCCAGACUGGCAUUCUGAAACUGCCCGAAGGGAAAACAGCGGUUGAUGUCGUUGCUGACUAUUUAUCCGAAGUCUAUCAGCAUAUACUUAAAACUAUCUCCAAGAAUAUCACAGAGGAUGACCUGCGUAUUACUCCACUCGAGUUUUGGCUCACUGUCCCUGCCAUUUGGUCUGAUCGAGCACUGGAUGCUACAAGGACUGCGGCUCAACGGGCUGGAUUUGGGAAAAGUCCCUCACGGCCAAUGGACCAGAUAUUUCUGAUCAGCGAGCCAGAAGCAGCGGCGGUCACAGCGCUGAAGAAGUACACCACCAGCAGUAUAGGAGGAUCGGUCAAGGUCAGCGCCUGUCCUGUUACUUGUUCACGAUCCAUGUCUCAUUACCGUUUUCAGGCAGGAGAUGGAGUUCUUGUCUGCGACUGUGGCGGUGGCACCGUGUGCGGAUCGACUGCGGUCGACCGCAAUUUCUACAAGCUGAUGUCAGACCGUUUCGGCGAUGCGUUCGACCGUUUACCUCGAAAACGGAAAAGUCCUGGCAGUGAAUUUAUGAGGAAGUUUGAGAUCAUCAAGAGAGACUUUGGAAAUUCUGACGAAGAUACCACUUUCGAGUUGCCUCUGAAUAUGACCGUGGAUAAUCCAGAUCCAGAGUUCUUCGAUGAAGAGGAGCGAUUAGUCCUUAUUUCCAGUGCCGACCUGCGCUCCAUCUUUGAUCCUGUCAUAGAGCGAAUUGUUAGUCUGGUGCGACAGCAAAUCGCCGAUGCUAGACAAGAGACUGGCAAAGAUGUCAUUAAUAGAAUCGUUUUGGUUGGCGGAUUUGGCGACUCCGAGUAUCUUCGCAAAGCUUUCAGAUCCUCGUUUGAGUCUACAGGCAAGAUCACUAUCACCGUCCCUGAUAGUCCACAAGCUGCCAUUGUCCAAGGAGCAGCACUGCGUGGUUUGGAGGGUCUCCAAUCAACAACGAAGCGAUGCCGUCGACACUACGGCUUCAGUUGGAAUAUCCCCUUCCGUGAUGGAAUCGACAGUGAACUUGAUGCCAUUUAUGAUGAAUAUGAUGACAUGAAAAGGGUGUCUGGCAUCAUGGAGUGGAUGAUUGCUAAGGGAACAACGUACACGGAUAAUUACAGUCUCACUGUGUCGGUUUGUCGGGCACACUAUGAAAAUUCCAGCCUGAGGAAAGUCACAACAUUAUACGCAUGCGAUCAGUCGGAAGCCCCGGAGCGCCAAGAACACAAAGGUUGGUCUCAUAUACUUCCAAAACGUAUCCUCGAAUCUAACAAAGGCACAGCUGUGUAUGAGGUUGGCAACAUUGCUGUGGACUUUUCCAAUGUUGAUUUGGAAUUGUUUCCCUCCAAAGUGAUCAAGAACAAGCGAGUAUAUAAACUCAACUAUAAGCUCAGAGUCACCUUUGGCGCGCGUGAGGGUGUGCUCAAGUUCGAAGCCGUUAGCCAGGGCCAGACUGUUGGUCAGACAAGCAUCAAUUUUAGUGCAGCCAAGUACUAUUGA